This is a messenger RNA of Acaulospora colombiana, 297 nucleotides long. Lineage: Eukaryota; Fungi; Glomeromycota; Glomeromycetes; Diversisporales; Acaulosporaceae. The record is from the annotation of a GenBank genome assembly.
AUGUCUUUCUACCCGUUUGGCAGUGGUGGCUCGCAACAAACAGUAAACCAACAUAAUGUUGCUUUGGCCGAACAAGAACUGGAAAUGGUUACAGAUACAUUUUAUCGGAUUGUAUCUUCAUGCUAUCAAAAAUGCAUCCCGCCAAAAUACAUUGAUAGCGAAUUGAACAAGGGUGAAUCCGUUUGCAUUGAUCGAUGCGUUUCAAAAUUUUUCGAAGUCAAUCAAAGAAUUGGUGAAUCACUCCAAAAAAAGGGACAACAAGCUGCCGGUGCUACAGGCUUUCAACAAUCACAAUAG